CAAAAACAAAGCCGAACAGGCAAACUAAACUGGGGCCAGGCUCUUCUCCAUCGUUCAGAUUCUUAACGUUGUGUAGGAACGAGACCCUCCACCAAAAAACGUUGAUUUGCCUGAUUAAUCGGCUAAGAAGGUUUUCUCGAAGAGGGAUUGAAAAGGCAUAGUUGCGCUCAAAGGUGCACAGGUUGAACCAUAAAUCAAGGACUUGCAUCAUUAGCAAGAACUCAAUCCACAAUGUCAAGCAUUAGUAUAUCCCACAUCCACCCUAGAAGCCUGAAAUUGUUGAAAUCCUCGAAUGUGCAACGUGUACUUAGCGUCCCUCAGAUUCGCAUUAAACGCCCUACCAUUUGCUGCACAAAAUUGACUCCAUGGGAACCUUCACCGGUCACAUAUGCUCCCACUGAGACUGCUGGUGAUAACUUAUUGAAGAAAACCACCAACAUAUUUGAAACCCUUAAUUCUGAGAACACAGCUGAAGUACCAGAAACCAGCACUGAAAAGGUUACUGACACAAGCAAUUCGCCAGUGGUGCGGCUUCAGUUCCUCAAAUGGCCAAUGUGGCUUCUGGGCCCUUCACUUCUACUUGGAACCGGCAUGGUUCCGACCUUGUGGCUACCAAUAUCUUCCAUCUUCCUUGGACCCAACAUAGCCAGCCUGCUCUCCUUGGUUGGACUUGAUUGCAUUUUCAAUCUUGGUGCUACCCUUUUUCUCCUCAUGGCUGACUCUUGUGCCCGUCCAAAGCACCCAACACAGGCUUCCAAAAGCAAAGCUCCUUUCACUUACCAAUUUUGGAACAUUGUUGCAAAUGUAACUGGAUUUGUUGUCCCUUUGGUGAUGCUGUAUGGAUCCCAAAAGGGUUUUCUCCAGCCACAGCUAUCUUUCAUCUCAUUUGCUGUUUUAUUGGGUCCCUACCUUCUGCUUCUGUCAGUACAGCUUCUGACUGAGAUGCUCACAUGGCAUUGGCAAUCACCCGUUUGGCUGGUGACCCCCGUCGUGUACGAGGCUUACCGUGUCUUGCAGCUGAUGAGGGGGUUGAAGCUCGGGGCCGAGCUCACUGCACCGGCAUGGAUAAUGCACACACUUCGAGGGUUGGUGUCCUGGUGGGUGCUGAUUCUAGGUAUACAGCUCAUGAGGGUUGCUUGGUUUGCUGGUUUCACUGCACGAGCUCGUCAGCACCAGCCUUCUCCUGCUGCUGAUGGUUAGUAGUAUCCACCAUCAGUGAAAACUCCAUGAAACUGGCUUCCCAUACAGAUUUUUUGUCUAUCUAUUGUAUAUAUUGUAAAUCCAAAAAUGUGCAGUUCAAUCACUGUGUUCGUCACUUUAUUCAUAUUAAUAUUAUCAGUUUAAUUAGUCUUAUAA
Corylus avellana is the source of this 1356-nucleotide messenger RNA. Its product is annotated as cytochrome P450 family protein. The record is from RefSeq and is a predicted model, not a curated record. Lineage: Eukaryota; Viridiplantae; Streptophyta; Magnoliopsida; Fagales; Betulaceae.